CUAGCGCCCGCCAACCUCGCUCCCGGCUUCCGCUGGUAGGAAAUGAUGAUGUUCUUCUAUGAGCUGCUCCUGCGUUUGUUCGGGCGGCAAGAAGCCCCCGCCUCCACCGUCCAGCACAGUUCCUUCCACUGCCCCACGGCGCUGAUGAACACGACCGCCGCCAACACGUCCACUGUGCACGCCGCCCACGCUGCCCACUGCACCUCCAUCUCCUGCCCCACCGCGGUGCGGCACAAAUCCCCGGUGCAGCCCACCCCCCGUCGACAAUCGUCCUUCGCCUCCCCGCUACAAGUACCGACGCCCAUCCGGCACGUGACAAACGUGGCCGUCGCGGGCCCCGUCGGCUCCGGGAAGACCACCCUCGCGCGGGCCAUGGUGGGACUGGCCCCCCUGCCGGAGAAGAACCACGCCCCGCCCUGCGCGGAGCCCGUGGCCACCGCAUACGCCUUCCCGGGAAACCGUCUCCUCCAAAUCUGGGAUCUCCCGGGUGUCCCAGAAGGCGGGGAAGAACCCGACCUCUCCCACUACGAGUUCUUCAUCGUAACCGCGAGCUCGCGCAUGACGGACGAGGUCGUGCGCCUCGCCCGCGAGAUCGAGGCCAUGGAGAAGAAUUUCAUCUUUGUCCGCACGAAACUGGACGUUUACAUGCAGGAGACACAGCAGGAGAACUUCGAGCAGUCCCACCUCCUGAAGGAAGUUCGCAAACACUUCGGGAAGAAACUCCAAGACGUGGGAGUGCAGAACCCUCGCAUCUUCCUGCUCUCCGGAUUGCUCCCCACCGAUUACGAGUUCGCGGAAUUCAUGGAGGCCUUCAAAGAGGCGUGCUUCAGAGGGUAACGGCCAGCCUCGUAGAGACAUCGUGGCGCAAAUCACCCGCCAAUCCAACUCCCCCAAACAUGCU
Messenger RNA from Leucoraja erinaceus (little skate), 901 nucleotides. Its product is annotated as interferon-inducible GTPase 5-like. Lineage: Eukaryota; Metazoa; Chordata; Chondrichthyes; Rajiformes; Rajidae. The record is from RefSeq and is a predicted model, not a curated record. Gene Ontology annotation, molecular function: GTP binding. Gene Ontology annotation, cellular component: membrane. The coding region runs from base 43 to 837 and encodes 264 amino acids. The transcript has 2 exons.